This is a messenger RNA of Drosophila virilis, 2551 nucleotides long. RefSeq names its product protein SPT2 homolog. The record is from RefSeq and is a predicted model, not a curated record. Gene Ontology annotation, biological process: transcription by RNA polymerase I; nucleosome assembly. NCBI's taxonomy places the organism in Eukaryota, Metazoa, Arthropoda, Insecta, Diptera, Drosophilidae. Gene Ontology annotation, molecular function: histone binding; DNA binding. Gene Ontology annotation, cellular component: nucleolus.
CACUAAUCGCCAGUCUUUCUAGAGUUUUCAGCUGACAAGUACGUACGUCUCGAACAAAGAAUAAGCAGUCAAACGAUUUUUAUUAAUUUGAAAAACAAGUCAACAAAAUAUAGUCGCAGUUUUAAUCAAAUUGAAGACCCGACAAUGGAUUUCGGUGCACUGCUGCACUAUGCCAAAAAGAACAACGAUGCAGCCACUAAAGAAGAGCAGGGAAAAUACUAUAGCACGAAAUAUGCGCCGCCGAAAAAGGAGAGCAAGGAGAGCAAACAGCUGUCCAGCAAUAUACAGAAAUUCCUGAAGAAGCGCGAAGCGGAGGAGGCGGAACGCAAGCGACAGGAGCGCGAGAAGCUAAACAGCCUGCUGGCCAUGCGUGACGAGAAGUCCAAGAAUAAGAUACGCAAAAUGUUGAAGGUCACAAAAUCGGCUAACAAAUCGGUGCUGGAGGAUGCCAAGGACUGUGAUAAUAUGGCGCUGGGCGCCGGCGAACAGCCGGAGGGCGAUGACUAUGGCUAUGUGUCGACCGAGGCGAAUGCCUUCUAUCAGAAAUACAUUGAGAAGGUCAAGGAUGUGCAGGAGGAUAAGGGCUUUGCGCCCAGUCGGCCGCAAUCUGUACGCGAUCUAUCCGGCACCAAGGAGCGCGUCAAGGCGGCCAUAACACGCGAACGGGAAGAGGCGAAAACGCAUACACGACAGCGCAUCAGCCAUGGUUCAACGCCACGCUCCACAGACAAGGAGCCGCAGGUGGCGCGCGCAUAUGGCACCGCGGACAAGAAGCUCUACGAUCCGGAUGCCGAGCGUCGGGACGAGGAGCGCAAGAAGCGCGAGGAGGAACAGAAAAAGGCCAAGGUUAAGCGGCCGGCGCAGCCGCCGCCCAUGGACUUUCAGGCGCUGCUGCGGCUCGCCGAGAAGAAACAGCACGAGCCCGUCAACAUAGCCAUGCCCGAGAAGAAAAAGGAGCCGGAGCGUCUGCUGUCGGCGCGAGAGAAGCGCGAACAGGAGGAGCGCCAGCGAUGGAAGGAGCAGCGUGCCGAGCGCGAACGCAUGCGCGAAUCGGAGGCGAAGGCCAAGGAGCAGCGCAAAGAGAACGGCAACAGCCAACAGCGCGUCAUGGCGCCAAACGGACGCAUACCCAAGCUGAAUAAGGCGCCGCCCGCCAAAGCGCCAGCCGGAACAGCAAUUCCGUCCAGUGCCAGCGAAUCCAAAGCAAAGCCCACAAGUGAUAGCCUUAAACGGCCGGCGUCCACAGCGCCCAGCAGCUCCAGCGCCAAACUCAGUGCCAGUACAAAGCCAGCCAGCGGGAGCGGAAGCAAUGCCGGCAAGCGUCCGCCCGCGGCCAGCAGCGGGACAAGGCCAGCCUCAGCUGGAGCUGGUGCGGCUGCUUCUGUUGCUGCCGCGGCCAGCUCAAAGCCCAGUGGAAGUGUGCAAUCUCGUAAUCCGUAUGCGUCCGUUAAUAAGAAUGGCGGCACGCGUGAAUUUCCGCCGCGAGACGCUUCCAAGACGCGUGCAUUUCCGCCCGCCGAUGUUCAGCGCCCGCCCAAUCGCAGGCCGUUGCCAGUCGAUGCACGUGGACGUGGUGGAGCAACCGCAGCCGGACGCAAACCAGCCGAGCCGGGCAACAAAAGACGCAUUUAUGAUGAUGAUUCCGAGUAUGAUUCCGAGCUGGACGACUUUAUUGACGAUGGCGACUGCGAGGAGGAUAUAUCAUCGCAUAUACGCGACAUCUUUGGCUAUGAUAAGCGCCGAUAUCGCGAUCUCGACGAGGAUGAUGCCCAAAUGGAAUCAAGUUUUGCUCAAGUGCAGCGCGAAGAGUUUAUUAGUAAGAAAUUAGGUUUACAAGAGGAUCUGGAGGAUAUGCGCAUGGAGGCGAUGCAUAAAAAACGCAAAAUGGCCAAAAAGCGACCAACGCGCAUCGACGACUAAUUCGCCCCGCCGCCCGCCCUCCGCCACAACUUUCCACACACACAACUCACACACACACACACAUCUCAAUUCUGAGCAGCGCCCCUUGAAUGUCCUUACCCUCUCGAGGCACACUUAACCAAAUUCAAGUUCAGUCCGAUUGCCCUGAACUUAUUGGGUUGAGAUUGUGUGGCGCUGCUUUUAGUUAAUUUUGUUAAAUGAAAUGCAAUCAUUUUUGUGUGUGUGUGUGUUUUUUUUUUUUUGUUUCGUUUAGAUACCUUAAUUUGGUGCCGUAGUUUAGUGCAAGACCAAACCCUUAUGCAAUAUGAACACACACACAAACACACACACGAGCAAAGGAAACACAAAGAAAUUUCAUAUUUUUGCUACCCGUUCAAAUUUAUUGUACAUUUACAAGCCAUUGCAUAUCUCAAUUAUGUUUAUACACAUUGUUAAGCCUUGUCGCGUGCUGUAUACUCUGUAAAACUGUUUCCACAUACAUCAGAUACAUAUAUAUACAUAUAUAUAUAUAUAUAUAUAUAUAUAUAUGUGGUGUGUCAUGGAACCCCUUUUAUUGGUACUCCCAACUGCUGUCAACAAUAUACACGAAAUUAUCAAAUUUCCAAUGAAUAAAUUAAUUUUUUAAAUUCCA